Varroa destructor (honeybee mite) is the source of this 4611-nucleotide messenger RNA. RefSeq lists its product as uncharacterized. The record is from RefSeq and is a predicted model, not a curated record. NCBI's taxonomy places the organism in Eukaryota, Metazoa, Arthropoda, Arachnida, Mesostigmata, Varroidae.
UUGCCGCCGCGUUGACGGUGGUGGUUAUCUGGUGGCGUUUACUACCGCUGUAGUCGUUCGGCACUGUUUUGAUGCUUUUUAGUACUGCUAUUGAUUACUGCUAUUCACCAUCGGAGCCAGCGCUACAAGUAAAGAGCACUGGGGGACAACAUCGCCUUAUAGUUGAGUUGUACACUCUGAUCCGUUCUGAUUGUGUGUUCUUCGAGCUGUAGUUUAUAUAUAAAUGAAUUUUGGUGUUACAGCCAGUUAAGCCAUUUGGUUUGUUUUAGGCGGUUCGACAGGGUUGCUGUGUAUGUGCUUAAGCUGUUCUCGAAUGUUGUGCGAUCGAUGACAACUUUUACGCUCUCCGAUCCAGUAAAUCUGAUAGCGCAAACGGCUGAUGAUGUGGUAAAAUCUCUGGAUCGUCAUUUUAGUCAGCUUGUUACUACUCUGAUUGUUGUAUUUUUGUGACGUGAUAUAUACACAAAUGAUCUUGUGAUUGCCUCUACCGUCAACAAUGUGGAUUCCCUUAGCCGUACAAAUGGAUUUUUAGUAGCGGCAUAGUGAAGUUUGUUUGUGGCUGAUCUUCCGCUAUUCACAGCAGUAGGAUUUAAAUGUGUUAGAGUUUUGCAUGACAGAAUAAUCAACGAUAGCAUCUACGAUAGUAGUCGCCAGGUGCAACAGUGUUUGAGAAGCAACGUUCGUGAGCGAAGCUGUUACUGGAAGAGGAUAAAAAUGAGCUGGACUAUUCAUACGACUAUUCCUGGAGCAUGCGGAAAGGUGUUGCAGCUGAGUUCAAUGUUGCUUUGAUGCAGCAUACGGGAAAGACUCGAAGAUGAUCAUCUACCCAGAGUGAAGAUAGAGAGAAGGCUGCCAGUGUCGCUGUAUUUGAAAGCUGCCAACUUGUCCGUGAUCGAUUAUAAUCUAACUCAACGCUGGAGCAUCGUCACACCUCGUUGUCCUCAACGUCAACAUGCGACAAUUACAAUGGUGCUACGAUACAUCAUUAAACCUGCAAGCGCUGUUGUUAGCUCUGUUAACUAUAGGAAUGGCUCUAUGUAGCAGUCCGGUGGCAGCCAGCCAAAUCAAAAUUCUACCUUACGGUAAGGUCAGGCCUACGUAUCGGGUACAAUGUUCAUCAGAGAUACCGAACGACGCAGCUUCUGAACAGCUAAGCAAUAUGACAGUCGUUUGGCGAGACGCUGAGGGGCAUGCGAUCGGCGAAAGUCCGGUGAUCUUCGCACCCGACGAGCCAUCGAUCAGCGCUGAAAUGACUGUACAAUACGCGGGUGCAUCGGCACAAUUUAGUUGCGCGUUCAAGCGGCCAGGAGGCAGUGCGCUGACGGGACUACAGUUCAGCGACAUUUAUGUGUACGCGCGAUCGGAAAAAUGCGAAUCGGAUCUGGCCUACUGUGACCCAGGGAAGCGCGUAUGUCGGCAAGCAAAGUGCGUCUGCCAACAGGGUGAGCAUCUGUUCGAUGGAGCCCAAUGCGUGCCUGGCUACACGGAACCGCUGCCUUGUCCGGCGGUCUCACUUAAAGACGGCGACCAAUGCACCGGGGCUCUCCGUAAGAUUGCCAAGCGUAAACCAUAUACGCAAUGUAGGCAACGCAAAAAUCGAACUCUACUUGAACGAGUUAAGCUUCUCGUGCCGACGAUUCGUCCGAGAACCGAGGAUUUCAGCCACUGUCCCUGCAAGGGCGCUACGGCCGGCAACAUCAUUGAAAUCAACGGUAUUGAAUAUUGCCAAGAUGUCGAACAGGUCAUGUGUUGCGUACCCUUGUCACUGCUGACGGACAGUCACGAUUUCUCGUUUGUCUGGUUCACGCUCAUCUCGAUAUCGAUCUUCAUAGGGCUCGUGUUAAUCGCCGCCUUCGUUCUCAUGGUAUGCAAAUCACGCCAGCAACUUCAGGCUCAACAUAGAGCUCAGCUACGUGCCAUCGCUCUUCAACAACAACAUAACGACGAAGCCCAUUUUACUAUUUAUGACCCGCGAGUGCAUCGAACAGUUUCAGUUGCGUCGGAUAAGCCGCCUUCAUAUCACGAAGUCGUUCGCCGGGAGGCGAGUACGCCACCUCCCGCUUAUAAUAUGGCGGUCGCUAACCUAAACGGUAUCUCGCCAAUCGCGCCUGGGACCACAACGACCGCAGUUACAACAACUACACUCAAUUCCGCUGAACCGGCGCCGCGGACGGGCUCAGUCCAACCUGUACAGCGAUCCUCCGAAGCUAAAUCCAGCCAUGAAUGAGUAAUUACCCAGGGCGAAGGCCGAAGUAAAUGAAGGCGGUUCUAUUGGCCAAGCUGCUGAUCGUUGAUUAUUUAAGCCCAGUUAUUAUCGUUAUUUUUUUAUGCUAUUAGGUUAGUUAUUAAUGCAUUGUUGAUAACGUUGCUAUGUAUAGAUAUAUAGUAAUUAAAUUUACUUAUAGCGCGGAUGCCACCAAUAAAGGUAAACUUCAGAGCCGAAGUGAUAAUCGAUUUAGAUAUGAUCAGUGUUAGACGCCCGUGCGACAUGUUGUGCACAGGCCAUAUUUAGUGCCACAUUAGGCCGACAGUAAUGUUGAACUAGAGCAAAAAAAAAGAACAAACUAUUUGUUAAGAUAAAUAUAUAGCUGUAAUAUUUUCGAGUAGUAUAUGUGCAACAGGAGCGUCGUUAACGAGACGUCAGAAUCCUAUGCCAUCAGAAACUCAAAAUGAAAGUAAGUCGGUGUGUUAAAGUGCACCCGAUACGGCGACUGCGGUCGACGUCCGCUAUGGGCUUCCAUUAGUUACGCAUAUGUUUGAAAACUUUCGACAAAUUCAUGCCAGAAGCACAUGGCACGUUACUAACUUUCUGGAGUUGAACUCCAGAAGAUGGCGGAGGCGGUAACGCGUGGUCCAGCGCUAUUGUAAAGUUGAAUGUUACACGAGUUAGCGGGCGCUGUCGCUCGUUGUUUCAGAAGACCGAUUUGCGGAAGUGCAGAGCGUGGUCUAUCAAGUUUUGGUAAGCAGGCGGAUUUGAUUAUGUGCUUUGUUGCAGGUAGAGAGAAAAGAUCAGGAAUGCCAAUGUUCGCCAUUGAAGCUGAAAGUGGCAGCCUCUGAAACGCCACUGGAAUUUGCAGCAGCGAGACGACGGAUCAUUAAAUGGGGCGGGGAAUGAUAUAUCGUAAUAGGGAAGACCACUGAGAAAUGAACGCAGGCGUCAAUAUACUACCGACGACGAGACGUCGAAUGUCACGUUUAUUUACUCAGUUGAUUAUUCCGGAGAUGUCUGAACUUUCUAGAUUGGUCACACAUCCAGACAGAUACAUACACUAAUAAGAACCAUUGGUAUAACGUUGUGGCAGAUGUUUGUGGCAGAACUCGUGUUCAUUCUGCUUCUGCUGCUGUGAAGUUUACGUUACUACGAUGGCGAGCAAAAACCAGAUCGACGAUAUACAUGCAAAGAACGAAGAAAAUAUCAUCCUCUAAUACGCCAAGAUGCUCAGUGAGCGACUAAGUCAGUCGCUAAAUCAGCAGAUACGCGCGUUUGUGUUCUUUCGUUCUAUGAAAAAGUGGACUUCUGCUCUACACUUGUUCGUUAAAUAGGCGUCGCUACAAACGUCGAAGCGCUAAAGAUGCAGUGAACAGCGACGGUAGAAGAACGUAGGGCGUAACGGCGCUCGCCAUCACGAUUGCAGAACGAAAAGAGACGCUGUAAUAUUGGAUGUGAUCCAUCAACUAAACAACAAUCUGUCUGCUUAAACAGGAAACAAUUGCACAGUUUUAGAUUUUUUUUCUUUAUAAACAAAUGGACACGUAUCAAGGACGGCUAGCACGAUAACUAGAACCAGAGGGAACGAUUCUCCGCUCAGAGCCAUAUAGCACGUAUGUCCGGGUGACUUAUUGUUGUUUCAUUGGGAAGGUUCGUAGCAAUAACUCGAUGAUAUGGAGUAACUACGAUUUUCGCUGUGGAGUAAUUUACGAUUAGCCAUUGUUGUCGUAGUGGAAGUAAGUUAAUCGAAAACAGAUCAGUUACGGAUAAGUUAAUGGGAUGGAUUUUUUUUUUUAGGGAAGCACCUCGAGAGCGUGUUGUUACCACUAGCCGCUCGGUCUACUCUAGCCGAGUCAAUGAGCAUUGUCCUUAAUACUGUAUCAUAUCUGUAUUGUAAAUACAUAGAAAAAUCAUAUAAGUUUCAGUCGACAAAUGCGCCGACUAACCUACCAAACGGUUAUCAAAGUAAAACGAUCGCAAAGGCUGUUUCAUCUUAUAGUAGUUGGACCGUUGUCAAGGAGCUAGAGAAAAUGAAUUAAGAUACCAACACCUCCAUCCUACAUAAAUAGGACAUUCGGUAGCUUAUCUUGAACCAGCGCAGGCUUGGUGACUUUUUUCUAGUUCGGUAUAGACCGUUUUUCCUACUUCUACGGACAAACGCGAAGCCCAAUGUUGCCAGUUAAUGUCACAGUACAAAUAGCAAACAGGUGAUAUCAAGUCGAGGUCAAUAGGACAGAGACCUUGCUACGUACGUAUAUCUUGCAUUGCUGCAAUAUAACAAAGCGAAAUUGAAUAUCUGUCUAUUGCCCGCUGUUCUCAUGUAACAUAUGUACAUAGCAAAAUAAAGUACGAUACAAAUCCUAAUAAACUGUGAUACAAAUAUAACGAGUUGGUGUUGUCGA